Messenger RNA from Chrysoperla carnea, 3628 nucleotides. RefSeq lists its product as uncharacterized. The transcript is spliced from 10 exons. Lineage: Eukaryota; Metazoa; Arthropoda; Insecta; Neuroptera; Chrysopidae. Bases 5 to 3565 code for a protein of 1186 amino acids. Gene Ontology annotation, molecular function: protein binding. The record is from RefSeq and is a predicted model, not a curated record. Gene Ontology annotation, cellular component: cytoplasm; plasma membrane.
UAAAAUGAAAAAAUUUUAUACAAAAUUUGCCAAUCCACAAAAUUGGCGUAUGAGUGUAUCGAAUGCAAUAUUUAAACGAAACAAUACAAACGAUAAAACUGAAGAUGACGACGCAUCAUCAACAACAUCUUCUACAUCCUCGGACGAUAAUAACGAAGACGAUUCUUCAACCGAAAGUCAUCAACAUGGUGUAUUAAAUUUACAAAAUGAUUUAUCAUCCAAAAAUGAUGGACAAAUUGAAGGACUUGCUUUUCGUACCGUCCCCGAUGGUGAAUCAACCAUAACAAAUGAAAAAAUACCCGAAGAUAAUCUAUCAGAUACUUCGGAUAAUAUUUAUCGUAUACCAGAUACAUCAUUAACUCAUUCAGAUGAUCAACCAUAUCAAAAUAUUGUUGAUAUGUCUGAGGAGUUAGAAAAAUUAAAACGUAAAACAACGUUUAUUAUCUCAGAACGUAAAUUAUCUGAAUGUGAAACGAAUUUAGAUUCGGAUACGACAACCGAAAAAUAUUUCGAAUGUGACACAGAAAUUUCAUCAUCGGAACGAUCAAGUUUAGAACGUGAUAUCAAAUUGAAAGAUAUAGAUGCAGAAAGUUUUGGAGAACAUUAUUCAGAAAAUUUUUUUGAAGGCUACUCAAGUAAGCGAAAUAAUUCCACAGAUGAAAUCCCACCAAAAUUAACACCAAAGAAAGCAUUUAAAACAACUUCAACAAUACCCAGUGAAUACGAUAUUCCACGCAUUACAUUUUCAUUCUUGGAAGAUAAAAAACUAAACACAGAUGAAAAUAAUUAUGAAGUAUUAAAUGUAAAACCAAUUGAAGAAAAAAAGUGUAAAUCAGAAAUUCGAAUUAUUUUAACAACACCUCCUCCGAAAAUUGAACAAAGUAAUGCAGAAAUAAUUAUUGAUAAAAUGUUUAAGGAGGCUGCUACAUCGGGAUACGAAGAUGUUAUUGUCGUAGAUUCACCAAAAAAAGCGGAUGAUAAACCGAUUUUAAAUUUCCAAAUAAGUAAAUCAAAAAGUCAUGAUAAUAUUAUUUUAUUGCGAAAUGAUAAUGUUAAUAAAACAUCACGAAAAUAUUUAACCAAAAGUUUAAUCGAUUUUACAAAAGUAUUAAAUAAAGGAAAUAAUUCAAUGACUGAAUCAUCCUCACCAAAAAUCUUACGAUCUCAAGAUAUCUAUGCGCAAGUCAAUAAAAAAUCAACGAAACGACAAUCAAUUUCAUUAGGUAAUCUACAAGCCAAUCAUGCCAAUGAUAAUAACUUUAUUACGUCACCAAUAAUCAUUGAACAGCAACAAUUGGAUAACAUUAAUCCAAUAUCAAAAUCCACAGAUGAGCUAGAAUAUUGUACAACACGAGAAAAAUUACCAAAUAAUAAAAUGUUAGUGAAACGUACAUUUUUACGUAAUCGAGCCGAACACACGUGGACUAAUUUUCGCACUCGUUUAAAUAAUAUUAUAACAAAUCAAGCGGCUGCGCAACGUGUGGGCGCUCAAAGUGAUACAGCAACAAGUUUAAUUGAUGAGUAUCCAAAAGCUGCGAAAUCAGUUGAUAAAAUGUAUAAAAAAACUAAAAAGAAGUUAACAAAUUUAUCUAAAAUUAAUGGUAAAUUAUUUGAUAAAAAACGUUUGGCUAAUAAAAAAUCAAAUUCAGAUUGUGGGGGCGAUAGUGAAACGGGUAGUAAAUUGGAAAGUGAUUGUAGUGAACGCUUACAUUUCAGUGAGAAUACGUUUGAUUCAAAUUCAACGGUGAGUGAAUCUAUUUUUCCAGGUCCACAUUCUAAUUUUGGCGAUUCAAGGUUUAUAAUUACUUUGAAAAAAGAUUCAGUUAGUUUAUCAGAUAAUGAGAAUAAAGAUUUUAGUACGCUUAAAUCAGCAUUUCGACGUAGUAAAUAUCUUACAGAGGGUCAAAAUGGAUUUGAUGAUUUACGACGAUAUAUCAAACAAGGUGGAGAUUUUUGUAAAGAAUUAUCAACAAUUUUACAAGAACGAUCUGAUGCUGAAUUACAAUAUGCGAAAAGUUUGUCAAAGUUAAGUAAUAAAUUAAGUCGAGCGUGCAGAGAAAAUAUUGGAAGUAUUAAUGAUGCCUGGAAAGCUGUUGCUAUUGAUAUGGAAACUCGAGCUGAGGUUCAUCGGCAAUUUUCAUCUUUAUUAUGUGAAGAAGUUGUCAAACCAUUACGACAUUUAACAGAAUCACAACACAAAACACGUAAAAAUACUGAAUGUCAAGUGGAUAAAUCAGCAAGAAGUUUAGCUGAUUGGCGAACAGCUGAAGCCAAAAGUAAAAAACAAUCACAUGCAUCUGCCCGUGAUAAUGAAAAAUUACAAGAUGCUUUGUUGGAUGUAAGAUUAUCGCGUAGUAGUAGUCUUAUUCAUCUUUCACAUCUUCAUGGACAUAAAGCCACAUCCGAUAAAGAAACGGCUAAACUGGAAAUAAAGAAAAGAAAAGCUGAAGAUGCUGUUAAAAAGUCUGAUAUUGAAUAUUACACGUUAUGUGUGCGUGCUGAAAGAGCACGAUUAGAAUGGGAAUCGGCUGUUUUGCGUGGAUCAGGUACUUUCCAAGCGCUUGAAGAAGAACGUUUGAAAAAUUUAAAAUCAUAUUUAAGCUCAUAUUUACACUUAUGCAAUGAAAUGGAACCACGAAUCUUGGAAAGUACAGAAAGUUUAAAAGCACCAAUCAUACAAUGCGAUCCUGGUAAAGACAUUCAUACAUUUACAAGUUUACGAAAUUCAUCCCAACACAUUGCUGAACAAUUACUCCCAGAUUUUUAUUGUGAACAUAUUACACUAGCAAUGAACAGAGAACGUCGAAAACAGGCACUGAUAAAACUUUUACAAUUGAUUCGACAAGAUUUAGAAAGAGAACGAAAAUCAAAACAAGGAUUAGAAAAUUUGUCUAGAGCUAUUAAACAGACUCCAAAUUUUGGAACAGAUGAUUCACAACAAAAUGUUAGCGAGAAAAUGUAUCAUAUUCGCUCCAUGCUGACAUACUUAGAAGGGGCACGUUAUAAAGUCCAAAAUGCUUUAGCUGAAAUUGAUAAUCGACAACGAAUUACUCAUCCACUAGCUGCACAUAUUACAAUUACCAGAGAUAAAUCAGGGCUACAACAGAGUGUACUUAAGGUUCCACCUUGGUUGCGCGAAGAAGCAAUGAAAGCAUUAGGCGGAACACAGACAAUACUUCCAUGUAGCGAGCCAUCAGAAAAUACAGAUGUAUCUGAUUGGAUUGAUCGUGGAAUGGGCGAUGGCAAUUCUAAUCAACCAGAUUCUGAUUUUGAUGAAUUCUCUUCACAAAGUAGUGAAAGUACAAAACAAGAUGGUAUAACAAUUGAAGAAAUUCGCGAAGCAAGUCCCACAGAUGAUGACGAUAAUAGUCAAUCGGCAACACCAAUAUGUCACUGUCGAGCAUUAUACGCGUACACUGCACGAUUAUCUGAUGAAUUAUCGUUGUAUCCAGGUGAUAUUUUAUCUGUAUAUCGUCAACAGCCAGAUGGAUGGUGGUUAGGUGAAUGUGCCGGCGCUGUCGGUAUAUUUCCCGCUACAUAUGUUGAACAAAUUGAGGCAACGUGACAAUUGACUUGAUGAAAUCAAUAUAUUAUUAUUAAUAUAUAUUUUUGUUUUUCUUUGAAGUAU